UGGAGUUAACAUAUAUACUACAUGUUAGCUUUUUAUGGCUAAUUUAGGCGUUUUCCUAUUUUUUAGGCUAUUUUGGUGUUAAGCUAACAUUUAUGCUACAUGCUAGCUGUUUUGGCCAAUUUGCAUUUCUGAUGUUCAUGUGUUUUCUAAGUCGAACUGUCAUUUUUCCGGUUAUUCUAACGGCACAUGAAUGCAGCAUUUCUUUAAUUUGCGUUUUCCCUGAUGGACAUCAACCCAUCGGUGCAAUUGGCUCUAAAAUAAGAACAAAAGCCACAGUUGUUAAAUAAAAAAUAUCCUUUUAUGAAAAAAAAAUAUACAAGGAUUUUCAAUCAAAAUUGAAGUAUGCUUUUGUCCAGAUUCCAGGUUAUUUCUUUCUCUUAUAAGGUUGAUUACCAAAACUUCUGGUUCGGCUCUUCUAUCACAUUUUAGAAUCCUUUGUGGCCCACGAGUCAAAAAGUGUGCCCACCUCUGCCCUAAAGGGACUUUGAGGUAAAGAAAAAAUAAAGUAAAAAAAAAAAUUCUAAAAAAUUGAGGUGAAACAAAACAUUCUGGUAACUAGCUGGUGUGCACCACUUAGUAAUAAGAAAAGAUAUAAACAUUUUUAGUUCAAUUUUUAGAAAAAUAAACAUUUUUUAACUUGUGUUUUUAGGAAACAACAUUUUUUCCAGUUACUAUCUGGUUCACAGAAAAAAAAACAUUACUUUAAUUUAUGAAUUUACCUUUCUAACUUGCAUUUUUGUUUAACUGUGGUGUAUAUAUAUGUGGAUUUGAUAUAUAUUUGCAAUAGUUGCUUUAUUGCAAAACUUACUAAAAUACUGUGAAAUGAAAAAAAAAGCAAUAUAUUUUGUUAAAUAAAAAAAUCAACUUCUACGAGAGGGAAACACUAUAAUUUCAGGAAUUAAACACAUUUGUUUUCAGUUGCCAAAAGUUUAGCUCCACAUGUACAGCUAAACAGACAAAAUACUGAUUAAUUAGGUGACUCUAAACAUUUAACUGUGUUUGAUAGAGAAAGUUUUGUCCGGGGAGACAUCAGACCGUCCGGAGUUGGAAUCCAUCCCCCAUGUUUACUUUCGCUUUCCGAUCAUCAGAGGUAGGAGGGCCUCAAGUUUGUCCAGGAAGAGCUUCCGUCUGCAAAACGUUUUCGCCUCCUCUUCAAAAGCUGCUGGAACGAGCUCGUAGCUUUUAACGCGGUGGUCUUAAGGUUGCAUUUACGUGCGUUUGCGACUUUUUGUGCUUUUUAUUCUUUUAUUUCCCCCACUGAGAUUCCACGUCGUAAACAUGGACGACCCGCGGAACCCCGGUAAAUUAUUGCGCUUCUUCCACUCUCAUAAAACCGAACUGUCCUGCAUGGAAAACCCGCAGAUUUUCCUCAGCCAGCUCAGAGACAACGACCUCAUCCCGGACGACAAAUACAAGAAAGUGAUCAAAAUGAAGAGCAAAAACAAGAGGCAAAUGGCCAUCUAUGAUAUCUUAGACUGGCUGGAGAAGGAGGGGUCAGAGAACAUCCAUUCGUUCUGGAGGUGUGUCUUCAAAGAAAUCAUCUUAAACAAAUACAGCGUCCUUCAAAAGAUGCACGAAAGCCUCCUGGACGGGUCUUUUCAAUUCGACGAACAAUUACCUCAAAGUGUUGAAAAGGAGGAAGAAGCCAAACAGGAAAAAAAGGAGGAAGAAGCCAAAAAGGAAAAAAAGGAGGCCAGCUCUGGGAAAAACAAGAGGAAAAGAAGCAGGAGUGCAUGUGGCGAUGAAGAGCAGCCUGAUGCAUCAUCCCAGAUGACCUCACGUCAGAAGAAAUCCAAAAAAAUAGCUUUUGCUUCCCCCAAAAAAGGAGAGAAGAUCUGGGACUGGCCCAUCUUUAAGCACCAGCUGCCUGUGACCUGCGGAGAGAUGGAGGGAAUGCUCAUCCGGGACAAGCUAGCUAAAGGCGAAAAAUGCAUCCAAGCAAUGGAGCAAUGGUUCACUCCCUCUGAGUUUGAAAAGUUUGCUGGAAAGAAGAGCUCCAGGAACUGGAAAACGAGUAUUCGGUGUACGGGCAUCACCCUCGGAAAACUUAUUCAGGAAGGUCACUUGAAAUCAGCCACAUUCACGAACAGAAGUAAAAAGGUCAAGAAGUCUCUCUUCUCCAAAAGGAAUACCACCCCCAGCCAAGAGUCUGAUCCCGAUGAAGAUGAAGCCGAUGACCCGGAGCAGCAAAGUUCAUCCGAUGACGAAGAAAGCUCCACAGAUGACUCAGAAAUGGAGGUAUCAAGCACGCAACCGGGGAACCCACCAGACAAAGACACUGCUACGUUUGCGGUCUCAUGUGGACAGUUGUCAGGUGUUUUACACCGCUACAGGUUCUUAACAGGGAGUCGUGGGCGCAGUAUUCGCACCGAAGAUGAAUGGAUGACUCCUGUGGAGUUUGUGAGGGCAGCAACGUCUCAGAUUGACGACACCUGGAGGAAGGACAUUAUUCACAAUGGACAACCACUCAACGUUCUCCUUGAGAAAAAGGUUUUGUCACUCCACUCACUGUUGUGCAAAUGCAGCAAUUGCAAGGCAAAGCUAGAAGACGAGGAAGAUAAAAAAAAUGACGACGAGUGUUACAUCUGUAAAAAUGUGGGUGAUCUAGUCGUAUGUGAUCACUGUCCCAGAUCCUUCCACCAGAACUGUCACCUUCCCCGUAUAGGAGAAGCGAUUAUGAGUGACAACACGCCAUGGAUGUGCACAUUCUGCAUUUUCAAAACCAUACAAAACAGCCGCUACGAUGACGAGCAGAAGAGGGAAGUCGUCUUGUCCUGUCAGAUGUCUCAGCACAUUGUGGAAUGCCAGUAUCUGCUCCUGUUCCUGAGCAACGCAGACAGUGAGCAGUUAUUUGACACAGACCCAGAGCUUUACUUGGAAAACUACGGGCAUUUUGUUAAGACUCCAAUGUGGCUGGGCAAAAUUGCAGACAAUCUUCAGAAUUACCAAUACAAGACUGUCGGCCAUUUUGAAUCUGACGUCCAGCUCAUUUUUACCAACUGUGGUCGUUACAAUCGGGAUAAUGCUGAAUUCCUGGAGAAGGGCAAGAGAUUAAAAGAGACAUUUGACAAAGAGUUCAAGACGGCCCUCAACAUCCAUGACUAGACUGCUCUGUGUCCCCCGUGUUGAAGGUCGUGGUUACAGCAGUGUUUUUGGGUCAGAACCAAAUUCCACAAAUAUACCAGGAAUGCCAAAAUAUGAA
Messenger RNA from Oryzias melastigma (Indian medaka), 3202 nucleotides. It is a transcript of the gene sp100.1, whose product is annotated as SP110 nuclear antigen, tandem duplicate 1. The transcript is spliced from 16 exons. Bases 1279 to 3105 code for a protein of 608 amino acids. The record is from RefSeq and is a predicted model, not a curated record. Gene Ontology annotation, molecular function: DNA-binding transcription factor activity, RNA polymerase II-specific; translation regulator activity; DNA binding. Gene Ontology annotation, biological process: humoral immune response; regulation of transcription by RNA polymerase II. Gene Ontology annotation, cellular component: nucleus; cytoplasm. Lineage: Eukaryota; Metazoa; Chordata; Actinopteri; Beloniformes; Adrianichthyidae.